Molecule: messenger RNA, 5180 nt
Organism: Chelonoidis abingdonii (Abingdon island giant tortoise)
Lineage: Eukaryota; Metazoa; Chordata; Testudines; Testudinidae
Source: RefSeq, a predicted model, not a curated record
AAGAGUGAUUAUCAGUGGAAAAUACACAGGAAGCUGGAACUGCUGUUAGAAGGUCUUGUUGUAUAGUGUGUGAGACACCACCAUAAAAACCCCCUGAAGACAAAGGUAAUAUUACGUCCUCCUCCUAUGCCAACAUCUCCUCUCACCCUGGCCAGUCACGCCACCAUCUCCCAGCCUUGCAAGGAUCCUCCCCGCAGUCCUUCAGUUCUAUCUGUAGAAUACGCAGAGCCCUUGUGAUGUCACAGGCCUGUGGGAUAUUGGCGUGAGCCAGGUUUCCCGGAGGGCCUGGGAUGUGGGGAAGCUCCCAGCUCAACACAGCAGAGCCACCUGCCUGCUGGACCUCAGACAGAGCAACGCUAAGCACUCGUAGGGGGGAGGGGUUUCUCCAUCUACUCACAAGAGGACAACGCCAUGGACUGCAGUGAGUACAUCGGAGUACGUGAACAGAGAACCACACCCCUGGUAUUCAGCGUCAGGGCCACUGAUCUCACUGCCCACUUCGCUGAGUGGCCUCAACCAGGAAGGAAGCUCUUGCCUGCUGCCUUGGGCAAAGCAAAGGAGCUAAGAUGGCAGCUACAGAGCAUUCGUUCAGAGGCAGCUUAAGCCCAUUUUGGCCUCUGCUCCUUCCCAGGGCAGGGGCGAUCUACAUGGGUUACUAUCCCACCCCUGGAGAUGAGCUCUCGGUGAGCAUGGAGGAUCGUUAGCGCCUACCAACCCCUUUGAUGUCCUGCACUUUCUGGAAACGUGCACUUGGGGAAAGUUCCAUGGGAAAAUGCAAGUUUGUGCCAGAUACAGCUGAGACAGAAGCUAGAAGCUAGAGAGUGCAUGGGGGAGUGCAUAUGCAGAUGAGCCUGGGAGAGAAAAUGGAGCUGAGAUUUACCUGAUGAACUAGCUGAGGUGUUGAAGGAUUAAUUAAAUAAAGGAGCAACACAUUCAUUUUAUGCUGAGCUGCAAGAGAUGGCGCUUUGCAUGCGCCACAUUAAAGAUGAGGCACCAGUUCUCAUCUUGCAAGAACUCCAUAUUCUGUAGGUCACACUUUAACCAACCCUUGUUGAAACAUCCCAUGGCAACACCACCCAUUCUCCCCAGACAAGGCAAUCCCAGGAUCAAACUUUUACUGCUUGUUUUUUUUUUUAAAUUCCUACCAUAAAACUCAGAUAGUCAUUACCUUUGGAGUAACCUAGCUCAGCACUUUUAGGGGACUUAGAACCUCAGUUGUUACCUGGAAUUCUUUCCUGAGUAACCAUCAAAACAGAACUUCUCAGCCACGGUAACACUGGAGCCAAUUCUCCUAGAUACACCCAAAGAUCAGUUGUGUAACCUGACUGUCCUUCAGACUGACACACCAAUUAUGCAGCAACCAAAACCUUUCUACCAGCAACAUGAUGCCUAUGGUCCCAGACCCUUAGAUCAAUCGGAGAACCAGUCAAACCGGCCACUUCAAACCUUUGUCCUCCCAGACAACCCUGCAUCAGUAGGUAAGAGAACUAAUGCUCUUUUCUGCUGCCUAGUCCUCUUUUAAAUUCUCCCCCUCAGAUUCAUGAGUCCUGGGUAUUCUCUUUAGGAAAUAUACUGCUGGGUUCUCUCCUUUUCAUUCUUCCAAUUUUCUUUAAUCCUUUGAAGUUAAUAAUGUUACACCCUUUCAAAAUGUUCAUCAAAUAAAGCAUCGUUUCAUAACAGGGCCUUGUGACUUUUCUGUGUUGCUAUUUCAGGACCAUCCAACCUGUACCAUCCCCCAAGUCAAGAGAAAGACGUUUUCACUGCACCUCCUGCAGGUUUCCAGAUGGCACCUUGUGGGUGCUUUUUCGAUCCCCGGAUAUAUCGCAUAGAAUGGGCAAUGACCAAUUUCGUGCAACCGUCAGUUUAUAAACUCACGGGUGGAUCAAGUUCACCAAGCGCUUACCUUCUGGACACCCACGGAUACCUCAAGAGUCCUGUCCAAACAGUCCCCUACCCACCUUACCACCCAGUCCCAAGCAACCCCCAAUACAUCAUGCCUUAUUUCAAUCAGGAGAGCCCCGCCAGUGAGACAGAACAAGGUAAUUUGGUCCCUAACGCACCUCACGUUUCUCAGUUUCUUGAGAUGCCUCAGCCGCAGGAAGAUGGUCAGAACAAUGACAACAAACUGCCCCAGCUCCUCGUAUCGCUGCCUGGACUCAGCCAGAAUGAGCAGAGCCUCCAGAUAAGCACCUAUUGCCACCUUAAGGGUAGGCCAAGUCCCCACAACCCAGAGUUUCAAGGGUUUGAUAGUUUCCAGGUGAAAGGGGAAAAACUCAAAGAAAAUGACAUGAGCCAGAACCUCCUAGUGAAUACACAGAUCCCAGACAUUUGCAUCGAAGAUCAAAACUUUCUUUCCAGUCCCAGUGUUGCAAAUGCACAGGUGAUGGCGGAGGCAGCUUCAUGUCCUCUGCAGGACAGCCUCGUAGCUGAAGACAGCGAAGCGCUGGACACAGAGGAGCCCUUCGAUCUGCCUGAGAACGUUUUGUUGGAAGAUGCCAUGAAGCUGUUUGAUUGCUCUCCAGCUAACUCGGACUCAGAGGUUUCCAGAGAUAACCUGAGCCGCACCCUCACGUCCAGCGAGAGCGAAAGCAAAGAUUGCUGCUUCCCAUGUGACGACUCGUCCAGCGACAUACGGUCCCUCAAUCUGCCCGAUGAACUGCUGUCUUUUGACUACAGCGUGCCCGAGAUCCUAAAUACAGUGGCCAGCAUGGAUUAUUUUUAUGACCUCAAAACUUUCAAUGAGGACCCUAAGUGGGAUUUGGAGCGGGUGCUGCAGCCUCCCCAAAACAGUGGGUCACUCCAGGACCACAGGCAAGAGCCCCAAGGAAAAGAGAAGCUCAGCAGCGCAUCAAUAAAGAAACGAAAGCAGACAGACAGCAAAAUAAACCUACCUCUGGCACAGGAGAGCAGCACAUUGGACAGGCAGGAGGAAUGCCCAGUGACAGGCAUCUGACUAGCACUUUUGGAGCAGCUGUACGGAAGCAAAACUGGGCUGGAGCAGGGUUGCAGGGUUGCAGUUAAUGACUGAGCCUAAUGAAGCAUCCUACUAUUAUUCUAUUAAAAGCGAUCUAGCCAGAAACCCAAUCUGUGCCCGCAUUUAAGAGAAGGUUCUAAGUAUGUCCCACAUGCUGCAAUAGAGGGGAAGGAGAUGAAAACGGGCCAUGUGUCUGCACGGGUGAUUAAACCCUCCAGACUGAGUCCAGCAUCAGUCACUCAUGAGUCCCAGAUAUUACUGUUGGUCAAUGAGUUGCAGGUCUCUUAGAAUAUAGACCUAUCUGUGCACCACUAAUUCAGACUGUUACUGUAACUGCCUUUCAGGGGUGCAUUGAGGGCUGAUUCCCAGAGGUGCAGAAAGUCCCUGGGGAAAUUAAUUGGUUUUCCUUCUUUAAAGAAAGCCGGUUUCAACAAAAACCAGCAUUACUCAGUGCAAAUGGGGGGAUUUAUUCCAGCUGUGGGUGCCUUAAGAGUCUGCAAAGUAGAUGUGUCAAAUAUGGCUCAGGAUGAUUAGAGUAGACACCCCCAUUGGACACCCUCCCUUGGACCAUCCAAGGUGCUGGGCAGUGGGAAAGGAGGCCCGCAGUGAAAACACGGAACCCCACAGUCCUGCCCAGCCCGGGGUGCAUGGCAGUGGGUUGCCAGCUGUGGGGUUCUAACCUGAGCUAGAGUGGGAGUGUGGAUCCAGCAAGUGGACCGUGGGUUCAUGGCAAUAGGGCACCAGGUUGAAUGGUCUCAGAGUGCAUGAUGAUUGGACUCUGUAACUAUUAUAGGGCUCCCUUCGAAUGACGUUUAGAGGAGCCGAGUAGGGACGGCUCAGGGUGUGAAUUAGCUCCCAGCAGCUCCUCUAUGCCCACCUCUGGGAUCUCCUCCUUCAUCCAUGUGCCCCACAGUCAGGAUGUAACUGGUCACAUCAUAGGCCCUGGGCACACAACGAGGCCCCAGGUCCUUGGCGCUGGACCAGGCGGCAGUGCCUGGUGUGUAUAGUGGGGAGGGGACAUCCCUUCUUCCCCUCUUGGCCCAGCAGAGGUAGUUGAGAAGAUGAAGGCCUUGUCCCGAUUUUUCACACUUGCUAUCUGGUCACCCUACUACUGCCUGGAGGCUGUAAGGAGAGUCUGCAGGUAGCAGCAGGUGCCUCUGCCUGAGCUUGCAUCCUGUUUCUUGCUAGCUGGGUCUGGGGUGCAACCGAUGGUGCGUUUAAUGUGUGAAUGCUAUGAUGGCCUAAUGCAUAGAUCACACCACUGCAGAGCCUGGCAGGGGUGAUUCAGCUUCUCUCUGCUGCGGUGUUGGAGCCAAUGAGGAUCAUUGUCCUUGGUGACUUCGCUGUCCAUGCAAAUGAUGACUCGUGGGGGUUAGUUCAGUAUCUCAGGGCCACCAUGACAACCUGGGGACAGACCCAGCCAUUUUCUGGCUCUCACCUAGAGCAGGCCACAAGCUGCCCCUCGUAGGGCAGAUGGAGGUUACAUCUUCAUCACAGGCAGACUGUUCCUUCACUUGGUGAGAGCCUGUUUCAGUGGACCAUCCUCUGAGAUUAAAGGAACCAGUCCACUUCCAAGGGGUUCACUAGCACCUUCCUCUGAAGCAUCUGGAACUAGCCCCUGUUGGAGACAGGAUAGUGGACUAGAUGGACCACAGGUCUGACAUUCCUUCCUUCCUAGAGUACUGCUUCACGCAGACACCUUGUUACAUCGCCGCUCAGAAGCCAGUGCAGACUCCUGAUUCGUUUCUAGGUGAGAUUGAUAGCGGGAGUUUUGAUCCAUAAAGCCCUGAACAGCUUGGGACAUUCCCGCUCCUAAUGUCUCCAUGCUACUCCAUCACACUUGCAAUUUGCAGGGGCCCAAAAGCCAGCAGCCCCCCAGCUUAAGCCGGUGGCAGGGGGCAUCUUGCGUCUAGGGAGCCUAGAUACAGCUACUCCUCCUUUGUUCCAAAACAGCCCAGAAUGCAUGAGCUCCAGAGCAAACACAAGACUCAUCUAGUGCCCCAGCUUUUCCUCAAAGGGGCAAGUUCAGCGAUAAGGGUUGGUUGGAUGGAGGAGCCAAUUAAGUUGUGGAAGUUCAGUGAACUGGGUGAUUUAGAUUUCAAAAGACAGGGUCAGUGGGCAAGUGUUUAUGUGAAGAUUAUUUAUAUAGCCGUAUGUACGUUAUACAGCUUUGCUUUACAAACACCUAGGACCCUGGAGAGGUGUU